CUCUCUAUGUAUACACAUAUUCUAUCUAUAUGUAUAUAUGUAUAAACCAGAAUCCAUAUUUGUCUGUUGUAAGCCACCGUCCGGUCGGCAAAGAAGCGUGAGGUGACCCUUUCUGUCUCCGUCUCUCUCUGUUUUCGCUUAAAUUCACUCCACUCUCUUCACCCAUUCACAUCUCACUCCCUUCUCUCCAACCAAAUUCAAUUUCAACUCUGGGUUUUUCAUCGCAAAAGGAGAAGAAGAGUUAUGAAUUUGUAGAUUCGACUGCAUCCAUUCUUCAUGCUUCAAGUGGUGCUUCGUGUUCUAGAUUAAGGAUUCGGAUUCCGAUUUCACGAUGAUCAGUGUAAUGAAUUCUGUGAACACUUCCAUUAAUGAAGUCGGCAAAUGCUUGGAUUCUCAGUUAUGGCACGCAUGUGCUGGUGGUAUGGUACAAUUGCCGCCAUUAAACUCCAAGGUGUUCUACUUCCCUCAAGGCCACGCCGAACAUGCUGCAUCGGGAAACGUGAAUUUUGGGGAUUUCUCUCGAAUUCCACCUUACAUUCUGUGUCAAGUUUCCAAAGUGACGUUCAUGGCAGAUCCCGACACCGAUGAGGUUUAUGCUAAAAUCGGUCUUCUCCCCUUGAGAAACCUCAACGAUUUUGAUUCUGAUGAUAAUGGGAUUCUAGGGUUCGAUCAAAACAACCAAAAUCAGGAAAACCCAACAUCAUUCGCAAAGACAUUAACUCAAUCAGACGCUAACAAUGGUGGUGGAUUCUCAGUCCCGAGGUACUGUGCAGAAACCAUUUUCCCUAAACUCGAUUACACCGCAGACCCACCUGUUCAAAACAUCUUAGCCAAGGAUGUCCAUGGGCAAAUUUGGAAAUUCAGACAUAUUUACAGAGGCACCCCACGUCGCCAUCUUUUAACCACAGGUUGGAGCAAUUUCGUGAACCACAAGAAGCUCAUAGCUGGUGAUUCAAUCGUAUUUCUUAAAUCUGAUAAUAACGAUCUCUGUGUUGGGAUUCGAAGGGCAAAAAGAGGAAUCAAUGAGAAUAACGACAAGUUUUUCAGAAACCCUAUUGAGAAAUUUAAUGGCGAAUCUGUCUUUGAAGCUGUAAAAAUGGCAGCAAAUGGUCAACCGUUUGAGGUUUUUUAUUACCCGCGUGCAAGUACACCCGAGUUCUGUGUGAAAGCUUCAACUGUCAUGGCUGCUAUGAGGAUUCAAUGGUGUCCUGGAAUGAGAUUCAAGAUGGCUUUUGAAACUGAGGAUUCCUCAAGGAUAAGUUGGUUCAUGGGGACAAUUUCGUCUAUUCACAUCAAUGAUCAACAACUUUCCCCUAAUUCUCCUUGGAGGCUUCUUCAGGUAUCAUGGGAUGAACCUGAUUUACUACAACAUGUGAAGCGAGUCAACCCAUGGUCAGUUGAACUCGUAUCAUCAAUCCAUCUUUCACCAUUUUCACCACCACGAAAAAAACUCCGAAUCCUCCAACCACCCGAUCUCCCGCCACUAACCACCACCAACCACCACCACCACCACCCGACAAGCAUCCAGGGAGCCAGGCAGAACAAUUCCCAAUUUGGACAAAAUAACCAUUUGAAACCUUCCCCAUUUGAAAUCGCGAACCCUUUAACGAGAUUCAAGUCAACAAGUCAAACAACUAAAGAAACCGAUGAAAACAUUUCUUGCUUGCUAACAAUGGGGAAUACUUUCACGAAGAAUGAUGACGAUGAAAAGGAUAAGACUGUCAGAGAGCUGCUUUUACCCAUAUCAAGAGUUGUACAGAAUCUUGCUAACCCUUCAGUGAGUUCUUGAAGACAGGACAAGAGCUAAUAGUUUUAAUGGAAGAAGUAGGCAGUGGUAAUGUAGGAAGUUAGGAGGUAAUUGAAUUCUUGUUAAUUUUCUUGGAUUUGUGGGAAAAAAAGUCCAUUUUUCUAGCGAUUUUGAGACAUUAUUAUGAAUUUAGUUUAGACUUUUGAUAUUUUAUUGAUGUGUUUGAAACCCGAUUUCUGGUGAAUCAUUUGGGUGGAAUGUUGAUGCACAAGUUUGUUGUGGGUUUUGGGGAAGAAAUGUCAUGCAUUUUGCGGCAAUUUUUACACUGAAAAAAGGUGUUUCAACUUUCUCAAGUCAAGAGUGAUUGUGUUUAUGGUUCAUGUUUCUGGUGCAU
This is a messenger RNA of Lactuca virosa, 2141 nucleotides long. The record is from the annotation of a GenBank genome assembly. NCBI's taxonomy places the organism in Eukaryota, Viridiplantae, Streptophyta, Magnoliopsida, Asterales, Asteraceae.